AUGCGGGUGCACUCAAGCACAGGGGAGCAUACCUUGGUAGUGCGCCUGCCCGACGGCCUCGCUCCGGAGAUGGUGACGGUGUGCGCGAAGAAGGGCGCGCGGCUGUCCGUGGUCGCGGAUCUAUGGCACCGGGAGAGUGACUCGCACUACGAAUGGGAGGUCGCGUUCUCGCCGUCGGAUGUGGACAUGACGUCUGUGCGGGCGGUAUUCGCGCCCGACGGGCAGCUGAUUAUCCACGUCAGGCGAAAGUGUUUUGUAGAUGGUCUUCCGUCACCAAAAGUAUGCACGCCGUGCUAA
This is a messenger RNA of Trametes versicolor FP-101664 SS1, 297 nucleotides long. RefSeq lists its product as uncharacterized. The transcript has 2 exons. The record is from RefSeq and is a predicted model, not a curated record. NCBI's taxonomy places the organism in Eukaryota, Fungi, Basidiomycota, Agaricomycetes, Polyporales, Polyporaceae. The coding region runs from base 1 to 297 and encodes 98 amino acids.